Molecule: messenger RNA, 1829 nt
Organism: Electrophorus electricus (electric eel)
Lineage: Eukaryota; Metazoa; Chordata; Actinopteri; Gymnotiformes; Gymnotidae
Gene: lrrc14b
Product: leucine rich repeat containing 14B
Biological process (GO): negative regulation of cell differentiation; negative regulation of apoptotic process; negative regulation of DNA-templated transcription
Cellular component (GO): cytoplasm
Source: RefSeq, a predicted model, not a curated record
CCCACCUAACUCGCACAGUCCAGCACACAGCCCGACACCUCCAUGCUGGCACACAUGACAGCACAAGGCAAAAAAAACCCAAAACGACUUUCCUUAACCUGACAGAAAAACGUGGGGAGAAAUCAAGUGUGGCUAAGAAAAGACAUGAAGAGCCUGAAGUUUUUGGCAGCAGAGGGCUUAGUUCGGAGCCCGAGAGCCGGCAGUAGCCUCAGUUGCCUGUCUUACAAUCUUUACCCAAUCCUGUUUAAGGCCAGCUUCCUGCAGGAGUCAGCUGAAAUGCUCCAUGACGUGGUGGAGAUGUGGCCCCUCGCCGAGCUCAGUCUGUGGAGACUGCUAGGAAGGACACCGGACUGCCAGGCUGAUCUCACUACCCGCACCUGCAGACUCUGCCUCACAGCCCUGUUGACAGGCCUGAGGGACUAUGUGCUCCGUGCACCAGCAACAUAUGGCAAACUGUUGCGUGUAGUUGAUCUGACCGGCCUGCGGGACAUUGAACACCAAGCUUGCCCAUGCAGACACACGCUGGGCCGCUGGGCCCGCACUGAGCUGCUCACCCGCAUGUGCUAUGAGACCCUGGUGGCUAUGCAGGCUGGUCAGGCAGCAGUGUCAGCCUUCGAGGUGGAGGUGGACGUCCAGCUUGAUGCCUUUGUCACGGGAAGGAACUACGAGGCAGUGGUCCAGGCCCUGCUGCUGGUGAAACACUGCCCACUGAAAAUGCGCUGUGUGGGCCUGCGUGUUGACUCACUGUCCCUGAAGAACCUGUUCUACCUGCUGCAGCUGGCCAACUCUCCUGGCCUGCGCAAACUGGAGGUGGUGCAUAAUGUGCCCCUGGAGGCGCCGCACCUGGAGGUGAUGCUGUCACAGCUGAAGUUCCCCCAGCUGCGCUCACUCACCCUGCCAUGCCAGGCACUGGACAUACGCAGGCUGGGCCCGGAGGACAGGGGCCUGCUCGCAGAGCUGGGCAAUCUGAUGAGCAAGAUGGUGGAGCUGAGGGAGCUCUACCUGGGCUUCUCCACCCUCACGGGACAUCUGCGCCAACUGCUAAGUCCUCUGAACACUCCGCUGCAGUGUAUAGAGCUGGCUAACUGUAGCCUUAGCCCUGUGGACAUGGCUUACCUGGCCAACAGUCUGCACAGUGAGUUCAUAGAAAAGCUGGACCUGAGUGGCCAUGUGCUGUCGGAUCUCUUUCCCAACACCUUCCGGAAGCUGCUGCACCGGUGUUCAGCCACACUCACCAGCCUGAGCCUGGAGGAGUGUGGCCUGGCUGACGAUAACCUGGAUCUCCUCUGUGAGUCGCUGGCACCCUGCCGUGGGCUGCAGGAACUGAAGAUACUGGGCAACCCCCUAAGCACUGCAGCCCUGCGUCACCUCUUCAAUAUGCUGGCCCAAGGCUACCCAGCUCUGAGGUACAUAGAGCUGCCGGUCCCUCGUGACUGUUACUCUGAAGAUGCAACUUAUCCACUGGAUGAUUCCACACUAAUCAGUUAUGAUCGGGCCAAGUUCCACCAAGCCAGGGUAGAAUUGGUGAGCAUCCUGGAACGAGCUGGAGAAGGUCACCUAGAAGUAUGUACACCUCUGUUUGGCAGCUAUGAUCCUGACAUCCAUGAGACAAGCAACGAGCUAGGGGUUUCUAUGCUGCACUCUUUUAACAGUAUUAUAGGGACCUUUAUAGACACCGUGAAGAGUGUCAGUGAACGUAGAGAGCAAAGCAUGAAGAAGUAACAUAUUUUGCAUUUGUAUGUUGCUAUUUGCAAGGUUUAGAAGUCCAAAACUUUGUCCUGCAAAUCUUUAUACUGUGCAAUAAAAAAACUAAAUAUUCAAAGUUGUUA